Molecule: messenger RNA, 243 nt
Organism: Sphenostylis stenocarpa
Lineage: Eukaryota; Viridiplantae; Streptophyta; Magnoliopsida; Fabales; Fabaceae
Source: the annotation of a GenBank genome assembly
AUGGCGGAGGGAACACGUUUCGCAAGAUUGAAUGAACAAGUUCGUAAUCUGGAUACCAAACUCGAGACGCUUGUGGAGCAAAACGAUCGACGAUUAUUACAAAUUGAUAAGUCUCUGCAACAGAUUCGUGACAAUAUGGAGUCCUCAGCCGUUUCAGAGUCACAUUCAUCCAUUCCGGCGAGUCAAGUCAUCACCAGACGCAUGGACAUUCCCCCUUUCGAUGGCAGCGAUGCAGAAGAUUAG